AUGGGUGAGGUGCAGAAGGGGCUGCUCUCUGUCAUCCAGAAGCUGAAAAGCUCCCCGGAGCAGGAGCUCCGUAUUGUCCUGCUGGGGCUGGACAAUGCUGGAAAGACCACGCUGCUGAAAUGCCUGGCGUCCGAGGAGGUCAGCACCAUCACACCCACCCAGGGGUUCAAUAUAAAGAGCGUCCACUCACACGGCUUCAAGCUGAAUGUCUGGGACAUUGGGGGGCAGCGCUCCAUCCGUCCGUACUGGAGGAAGUAUCUGGGCAACACCGACCUGCUGAUUUAUGUCAUUGACAGUGCAGACCAGAAGCGCUUCGAGGAGACGGGGCAGGAGCUGGCAGAGCUCACUGAGGAGGAAUCUCUCAUGGGAGUCCCGCUUCUGGUGUUUGCCAACAAGCAGGACCUUGUGACUGCAGCACCUGCAGCUGAAAUCGCAGAAGGGCUGAGCCUCCACACCUACCGGGACCGGGAAUGGCAGAUCCAGUCCUGCUCAGCCCUGUCUGGGGAAGGAGUGCAGGAUGGGAUGAACUGGAUUUCCAGCCAGAUCAUGAAUCGGAAGAAAUGACAGCUGAUAAGUGCAGGACUGGACCAAACUGCACAUUCCUUAGCCAUGGUCAAGCUCUUGCCCCUAUGCUCCCCCUGAAGGCUUGCCUGGGCCUUGACCCCCAAACUACCAUGCUUGGAAGGGUUUUCCCACCCAGUUUUUCAUUGAUCAGUCAGCUUCCCUCCUCUC
Messenger RNA from Rhea pennata, 732 nucleotides. Its product is annotated as ADP-ribosylation factor-like protein 3. Gene Ontology annotation, cellular component: cytoplasm; microtubule cytoskeleton. Gene Ontology annotation, molecular function: GTP binding; GTPase activity. Gene Ontology annotation, biological process: cilium assembly. The transcript has 6 exons. NCBI's taxonomy places the organism in Eukaryota, Metazoa, Chordata, Aves, Rheiformes, Rheidae. The record is from RefSeq and is a predicted model, not a curated record. The coding region runs from base 1 to 564 and encodes 187 amino acids.